Oncorhynchus masou masou (cherry salmon) is the source of this 4761-nucleotide messenger RNA. Its product is annotated as histone acetyltransferase KAT2A. Gene Ontology annotation, biological process: positive regulation of transcription by RNA polymerase II; chromatin remodeling. Gene Ontology annotation, molecular function: protein binding; histone H3 acetyltransferase activity. Gene Ontology annotation, cellular component: nucleus; ATAC complex. The record is from RefSeq and is a predicted model, not a curated record. The transcript is spliced from 18 exons. Bases 100 to 2499 code for a protein of 799 amino acids. NCBI's taxonomy places the organism in Eukaryota, Metazoa, Chordata, Actinopteri, Salmoniformes, Salmonidae.
AGGGGAGAGGUGAGCGACCCAAGCAGGGGUGGAGUGGAACCAAUGAUGUGUAUACGCACCAUUGAGUGGAACAAGCAGCGGUGAAGCGUGCGUUUUGAUAUGUCGGACCCGGUGGCACAGGCCUUGCAACCCCGGCUACAUCAAGCUCAGUCUGGUGGGACUGCUGGGUCUAACGCUGCUGCGGUGGGAUCUGGAUCGGGGAACAGUGACCCAGUCAGACCAGGUCUUAGUCAACAACAGCGGGCGAGUCAGAAAAAAGCCCAAGUCAGAGCUUUUCCACGGGCGAAAAAGCUCGAGAAACUCGGCGUCUUCUCCGCUUGCAAGGCUAGUGACACAUGCAAGUGCAAUGGCUGGAAGAACCCACAACCGCCGACUGCCACCCGAAGUAUGGAUUUACAGCAACAAGCGGCCAGCCUUAGCGAGUCCUGCCGCAGCUGCGGGCAUGCCCUGGCGGCCCAUGUGUCCCACCUGGAGAACGUGUCAGAGGAGGAGAUCAACCGGCUGCUGGGCAUGGUGGUGGAUGUGGAGAACCUCUUUAUGUCUGUGCACAAGGAGGAGGACACGGACACCAAGCAGGUCUACUUCUACCUCUUCAAGCUGCUGAGAAAAUGCAUCUUGCAGAUGAGUCAGCCGAUAGUGGAGGGAUCAUUGGGGAGUCCCCCCUUUCAGAAACCCAACAUUGAGCAGGGAGUGUUGAACUUCGUUCAGUACAAAUUCAGCCACCUGGCACCCAGAGAGAGGCAGACGAUGUUUGAGCUCUCCAAGAUGUUCCUCCUGUGUCUCAACUACUGGAAGCUGGAGACUCCCACGCAGUUCCGCCAGCGGUCCCAGAAGGAUGAUGGCACAGCCUACAAAGUGGACUACACCAGGUGGCUAUGCUACUGCCAUGUCCCCCAGAGUAACGACAGCCUGCCGCGCUAUGAGACCACCCAGGUGUUUGGCCGCAGUCUGCUCAAGUCAAUCUUCACCGUGACGCGCCGCCAGCUCCUGGAGAAGUUCCGAGUUGAGAAGGACAAGCUCCUCCCAGAGAAACGCACACUCAUCCUCACACACUUUCCCAAGUUUCUGUCUAUGCUAGAGGAGGAGAUCUAUGGGGAAAACUCUCCCAUCUGGGAGGCUGACUUCACCAUGCCUGCCUCCGAGGGGGGCCAGCUGGGUCACCAGUUAGUGAUCAGCCCAGCUGCAGUGUCGGGCUCGCCCUCCUUCUCUAAAGGCAACAGUGGCCCUUCGCUAGGCAGUCUGGGGCUGGACUCUGGCGUGGCCGAGCCCAUAACAGGAGAGAAGAGGAAGCUUCCAGAAGUUCUGACCCUGGAGGAUGCUAAGAGGAUCAGAGUGAUGGGAGACAUCCCGAUGGAGUUGGUCAACGAGGUGAUGAUGACCAUCACUGACCCGGCUGCCAUGUUGGGCCCAGAGACGAGUCUGCUGUCUGCCAAUGCUGCUCGUGAUGAGACAGCCCGGUUAGAGGAGAGGCGGGGCAUCAUAGAGUUCCAUGUCAUAGGGAACUCCCUUUCCCAGAAGUCCAACAAGAAGAUUCUGAUGUGGCUGGUGGGCUUGCAGAACGUCUUCUCCCACCAGCUGCCUCGUAUGCCCAAAGAGUACAUCACACGCCUAGUGUUUGACCCGAAGCACAAGACGCUGGCCCUAAUCAAAGAUGGCCGUGUCAUCGGGGGAAUCUGUUUCAGGAUGUUCCCCACCCAGGGCUUCACUGAGAUCGUCUUCUGUGCCGUCACAUCCAACGAGCAAGUCAAGGGCUACGGUACUCACCUGAUGAACCACCUAAAGGAGUACCACAUCAAGCACAGCAUCCUGUACUUCCUCACCUACGCUGAUGAGUACGCCAUUGGCUACUUCAAGAAGCAGGGUUUUUCCAAAGACAUCAAAGUGACUAAGAGUCGUUACCUUGGUUACAUCAAGGACUACGAGGGGGCUACCCUCAUGGAGUGUGAGCUGAAUCCCAGAAUCCCCUACACGGAGCUCUCUCAUAUCAUCAAGAGGCAGAAAGAGAUCAUUAAGAAGCUGAUUGAGAGGAAGCAGAGCCAGAUCAGGAAGGUAUACCCAGGACUCACCUGCUUCAAAGAGGGGGUACGGCAGAUCCCUGUGGAGAGCAUCCCUGGCAUCAGGGAGACAGGCUGGAAGCCCAGUGCAAAGGAGAAAGUGAAAGAGUUGAAAGACCCUGAUGUUUUGUACAACAUGCUGAAGAAUCUCCUGGCACAGGUCAAGACUCACCCUGAUGCCUGGCCCUUCAUGGAGCCUGUGAAAAAGACUGAGGCUCCAGACUACUACGAGAUCAUACGCUUCCCCAUUGAUCUGAAGACCAUGACGGAGAGGCUGAAGAACAGAUACUAUGUGACCAAGAAGCUGUUCAUAGCAGACCUGCAGCGCGUCAUUACCAACUGCCGUGAAUACAACCCCCCGGACAGCGAGUACUGCAAGUGUGCCAACACCCUGGAGAAGUUCUUCUACUUUAAGCUGAAGGAAGGGGGCUUGAUCGAGAAGUGAAGCUAUGGUCACAGGGUCACCAUGCACGACGGCCCCACUGCGGAAGAGCAGGAAGGAGCGCUCGUGGGACACUCACUCAUGCACGCACACCCACACACACUGUCUUGUGAUGACAUAGUCAGGGGGUAAUUGCUAGCCAUAUUCCAACCCUUUUUCCCCUCGUCUUUUCUUUUAGGGAGCCUUUAUUAAUGGCAGUGUGUGUUUAUGCAUGUUUAUAUUACUGGUGGUUGAAGGGAACAGUGGAGUAUAACAGCACAAUCGUGGAGGUAAUUGGAAAGGCUCUAUGGGCGAGGUUAUGUUUGUUAAUGUGUCGAGAUGACUCUCCAUCAAUCUCUCACUCUCUGUUUGUUUGUCUGUCUCCCUCUAUCGCCGUCUCACUACCCUCUGUAGUAUAGAAUCUCUGUGUGUUGCCGUCUCAUUCUGGUUUCAUUCUUGCUCUAAGUGACACAAAGAAGGAGCUGUGACGUAUUCCUGUGCCUAAACGACUGGUCCCACAGCAGAUCAUGUCACACUUUCCACAUAGGUUACAUUCAAAUUAUAGGAUGGCAUUUUCACGGGAUUGUUUCUCAAUCGGAUGAAAUAAUGCCCGCUUAGACAUUCACACUCGCAGCUCCUCCAGAUGGGAGCUGUAUUUUUGGUACUGUCGUGGAAACGUGAGUAGAGGGGGGGGGGGACCUACGCCGUUGUUGCCUUCCUGUACUGACAUACACUUGAAAAGAGGCCAGUAGACUUGGAGGGUAGAAACACAAUGUGCCCUUGAGUUAGAAGACGAGAAAUGUUCCGACUCGCAUUGUCAAAGUCCGGUCGCAGUCACAGAUAAUGUCCGCGUUGCAGGCUGACUGUGUCUCAGACGCCUGCCACACCUCACAAGCCCCGGAUAGGUAUUUAACCAUCAUUUAACCACAUCAUGUAACAGGACACGCUAACCAUCGGUUGAUACAAUGCAACAACUGAAAGGUAGUCAGCCUGAAGCGUGACCAUAGAUAUCCCUGUCUGACAUCGCGUUAUGUUGGAUUUGCCAUCAUGUGAUUGGUCAGUAGCAAAACUUCCAAUUUUCCUAUACGUUUCAUCUUCAUGGUUGCCCUCGAAUAAUUUCCCGACAACUACUGUAUGUUGAACUUUGUAUUUAUUUAUUAUUUCACCUGAACAGUAUAAUGAAAAACCUACCGCUACAUUUGAAGAUACUUAGGCCUAAUGUUAGUGUAGUCGUCAAUACUGUUCUUUUCCCAUUCUCUUCUGGGCCAGUAUGGCCAUGUCACUGAUCUCAAACAUGGUUGUUUUUCUUGGGGAAACAUCAGAGAUGGCGUAGUAAUGUGUCAUUGUUGUUUUAAUGGUGUUGCCUGAUCUGAGGGUAGUCUCUGGUAUCCUCGACCAAGGACAACAUCAGGAGAUGGAGUAGUAAUGUGUCAUUGUUGUUUUAAUGGUGUUGCCUGAUCUGAGGGUAGUCUCUGGUAUCCUAGACCAAGGGCAACAUCAGGAGUUGUUAAUGUGGGAGCCAACCCGUCUGCCGAGAGAGACAACUCUGACGGUUACUGGCCCCCCUUUUGUUUAGGUUUCUGUUCGUCCUAGAAAUAACCUGUUUCUGAUGGAAGCACAGGAUCCAACCACAGUGGUAAACAUGACCGUUCGUUUUGUCAGUAUUUCGCUGAAAGGCCAUAGAGCCCUGUCAAUACAGUAUAUGCGUGAUGCACAGCACAUCCCCUCCCUGCUGGUUCUGUCUCUUCUAUGGUGGAUAUGCAUUGUGUUAAUGUGAUAAUGGCUGACAAACACACAAAAAACAAGUGUCCGGUUUGGUGUUCACUCCAUACUCACAAGCAGUACUGCACAGUGGAGAACUUUAAUCUGCAUCCAUUUCUGUUCUGUUGUUACUGAGAUGGCCACACCCACUUCUUGUUCAUGGUCGGUGUCUGAUUGUCUGCCUCUUGAGAUGCCUUUGGUUCUCUGCUAUUUUGUAAAUCGUUUUGCGGGGAAAUGACUGGUCUGUGCUGGGGUGGUUGAGUAUUCCACUGAACUGUUGUGUGUGUGUGUUUGUACUUGAAUCAUGACUAGCUAUGAGCAACUAAAGUGAUGUCAAUGUUUCUUUAUUCAGGGUUGUCAGUUAUGUAUCUCUCAAUCUACCUAUGUAUGCUGCAUUACGAUUCUGAAAAUACUGUGUGAGUGAAAUGUAAAAAUAUUAGCACUGCUACAGUUUCUUUUAGUUAUAUGGUUUGAAGAGCUCUUUACUGUAAUACUGUUCAUGAAAAUAAAGUUUUUAUAGUCAAA